UUUCCUCUACAGACUACAUUCAAUUUUCUCCAUCGCAGAUUCUUCAGAGCUGUUUCUUAAUUUCAAGCUAGAGUUCCUCUCAUGGCCUCCUCCACGCCAGAUUUGAGCCGUCUCAAACUCAACCACGCCUCAAACCCGUCUCGAAAGGUGCGAAUCGUCGGAAAAAUCAGAGGUUUUACAGAUCAAGAGUUAGGGUUUCUGAGCAACUCUAAGCCGUGGAUCACUGUCAACAAAUCUUCAGACGAAGAUGCUUCUGGAAAAGUCACAAUCUUGUUUGGAGACAAAGGAACCAGCCGUAAAGACACCUUUGAACUAGAUAAUUGUUAUGACCAAGGAGAGGAUGAAACUGUAUUCUCAAGAGAGAUAAAGCCUGCUAUCUCCGAUGUCUUCACUGGUAGAGAUGCUUCAAUUAUUGCAUAUGGAGCUAGAGGCAGUGGUAAAACUUAUACAAUUCAGGGUUUGGCAACUUCUGCAAUUGGUGAUAUCCUUUCUAGAGUAGAGGAUAAUGGAAAGAGAGUGUCCAUUUCUUUCUUUGAGGUGUUUCAAGAGCGUGCUUAUGAUCUUUUGGAUCCAGACCAACGUGAAGUUCAAGUACUUGAAGAUUCCCAAGGCAAAGUGAAACUCAAAGGACUUUCUCAGGUCUCAAUAAAAUCCUUAUCAGAAUUUCAUGAUAUAUAUUUUGGUCGGGGCACAUUAUGCAAACAAGUGCAGAAGACAUCAGUUGGAGUGCCAAGAAGGAGCCAUAAGGGUUUGAUAGUAUAUGUUUCAUCUCCUGAUGAAAACCAGAUUGACAAACCUGUUGGUGUGAUAAACUUUGUCGAUUUAGCAGGAUAUGAGGAUUCCAGAAGUAGUAUUAGAGACGGAGCAACACUUGCAGAGAGUACUAGAAUAAACAUGUCUCUGCAUUCCAUAAUGAAUGUUGUGUUUGCACUCAACACAAAUAAUCAUGUCCCUUAUAGAGAAAACAAACUUACUCGGAUGCUAAAGGAGUCUCUUGGGGGAAACAAUUACACGUUGAUGCUUGCUUGCAUGAACCCGAUCUUUUGUCAAGACACUAUCUACGCUGUAAGUUUGGCUUCAAGAUCAUGUGAAAACAUCAAGAUGGCAGUUCGAAACUCUACAACAAAAUGUAGGAGUUCUACCAAACGGGACAUACGACCACCCACUACCCCAUCAAGUGUGAAAAAGCAAACUAACAGUGGUGUGCAUGAUUUUUCUUUAAAGAAAUCCACUAGUGUGUGGAAUGGGAGGAAACUGUUUAGUGGGGGCAAAGUUACGGCUUCUAAGCAGACAGAGGUGCCAUCGGAUGAUUCUUUAGCCACAAAGUCGUCUAAGCUUCUCCAAGACACUGGUUCCAUCGUAGCAUCAUCUUCCUUGCACGAAAAGACAGAGGUCCCACCAAAUGAUUCUGUAGUCACAAAGUUUGAGCUUCAACAUGACACUAUUUCCACCAUAACAUCUUCCUUGCAUGAAGAAGAGGCAGAGGUCCCUUUUGAACCUUUUCAGACAGACUCUAUUUCCAUGAUAAAAACUUCCGUGAAUGAAGAGAAUUUUCCUCAAGGCAUGGAAAUUACUUCAGGCAAUCAUGGUGAAGCAAUAGGAUUCACAAACGGAGAAGGUGGUGAUAUUGAAAAGGAGAACAAAGUUUAUACCACAACCAAAGCUGGAUCACCAUUACUAAGUGAAAGAUUGCGAGCAUUAACAGAUAAUCUAAAACAGUUGCAGGCUUCUACUCCAUUGGCCAUAAAAUUGCAAGAGGAGGGAAGCCAAGCAGUUCUCCUUCAUACAGUGGAGCCUAAAACUCCAGUUAUUGAAAAUGGUUUUCGGGUUAGUGAUAAAUUGGAUAUCACCAAGUAUAACAGUCCUUGGGAGGCAUUUAGUGAGCGCAAUUCUAGAGUAAAGGAUUCCUUUGUUGGAGAAUAUCUCAAGUUUAUGAAUUCUGCUAGCAAGGAAGACUUGAAACGAUUAAAGGGCAUAGGAGAAAAGAGAGCUCAGUACAUUCUUGAACUCCGUGAUAACUCUCCUGAGCAUUUCAAAAAGCUUGAAGACUUGCAAGAGAUUGGUCUCUCAGCAAAGCAGGUGAAGAGCAUGGUGAAAACGAUGGCUGGAGAACUCUUCUUUUAGGAUGGUUCAAUUGUAAGUUGACUAGAGCAACAUCAGUUGCUGUUUUUCAUGUUUAUUAAUGUUUAAAUUGUUUGUUGUAUCAAACUAUCAGAUUUGUUGAAUGUUGAUAGUGUUUUGUCUUUGUAAGCA
This is a messenger RNA of Ipomoea triloba (trilobed morning glory), 2253 nucleotides long. RefSeq names its product kinesin-like protein KIN-10C. The transcript is spliced from 17 exons. The coding region runs from base 82 to 2124 and encodes 680 amino acids. Lineage: Eukaryota; Viridiplantae; Streptophyta; Magnoliopsida; Solanales; Convolvulaceae. The record is from RefSeq and is a predicted model, not a curated record. Gene Ontology annotation, biological process: mitotic spindle organization; microtubule-based movement. Gene Ontology annotation, molecular function: microtubule motor activity; ATP binding; microtubule binding.